AUGACUCAAUUCGAACUUUUCGUGGCCACUUGUGCCAACCAUGCUGCGCUGUUGCCCGUAGUCUUAAUCGCAUCCUCCAUUAAUGAGGCCCGCCCAGCUCCAAUCAUCAAUAUCAGCUUGGAGGAUACUUCCCUGCUGACUGAGGGUGACAAGUCAAUCAUCAAGUUUCAGAUAGACGACAAGACUGUUACUGGCACUAUUCCUAUCAUCCAGGAGCUGUGCGCGCAGUUCCCUUUCCUUGUCGGCAAGGAUGCUAAGCUGGAGAAGGAAUGGAUCUCUCGAAUAGAUUUCUUUAACACCUUGGACUUCAAGACGCUCGAGCCAAUCCUCCAGCAUCUCGAUACUCACCUGCUCCUUCGGUCCUUCCUCUCAGGGUAUUAUCUUUCGACGGCGGACAUUGCACUAUGGGGUGCCCUUCGGGGAAACCGUGUUGCUGUCUCCGCUCUCAAGAGGGGUACUCUCCUCAACCUGACCCGCUGGUACAAGUUCCUCGAGGAGUUGUGCCCUUGGGCCACAUCGGCCUUUGAGUCGUUAAAUGCUGCUUCUCGCGAAAAGAAGCUUGCUAAAUCCAAAGAGGGUGCCAGCUACGAUAUUGCCCUGAAGAAUACCGAGAAAGGGGUUGUCACCAGAUUCCCACCGGAGCCUUCUGGAUACCUUCAUAUUGGACAUGCUAAAGCCGCUCUUUUGAACGAUUACUUUACCCACGAGAAGUAUAGCGGCACUCUUAUACUUCGAUUCGACGACACCAACCCGUCGAACGAGAAGCAGGAAUUUGAAGAUGCCAUUGUUGAGGAUCUUGCAUUGAUGGGCAUCCGACCCGACAAAGUCAGCUAUACUAGUGACUACUUCGAUCAACUCUACGACCAUUGUCUUCAGAUUAUUAAAUCAGGAAAGGCUUAUGCCGAUGACACCGACAAGGAGAUCAUGAAGCACCAGCGGAGGAACGGCGUCCCUAGCCAGCGUCAUGACCUCUAUCCUGAAGAAUCUCUGGCUCACCUAGAGGAGAUGAAGAAGGGAACUCCCGAGGGCUUACAGUGGUGCAUCCGUGCUAAGAUCUCCUUCGAUGACAAGAACAAGGCCCUACGCGACCCUGUGAUCUACCGAUGCAAACCUACUACUCAUCACCGCACAGGUGAUGACUGGGUUAUCUAUCCUACGUACGACUUUGCUUGUCCCAUAGUCGACUCGAUGGAGGGCGUCACCCAUGCUCUGAGAACCAUUGAAUACAGAGACCGCAACCCGCAGUACCAGUGGAUGCUCGAUACUCUGAGCCUCCGUAAUGUGCAGGUCUGGGACUUUGCUCGCAUGAACUUCAUCCGUACCCUGCUAUCAAAGCGCAAGCUAACUAAACUCGUGGAAAGCGGUGUCGUAUGGGGCUGGGAUGAUCCUCGUUUUCCCACUAUCCGUGGUAUUCGCCGUCGUGGUAUGACUAUUCCCGCGCUUCGCGAGUUCAUUCUCAAGCAGGGUCCGUCUAAGAACGUGACGCUAUUUGACUGGGGCUUGAUUUGGGCCACCAACAAGAAAUACAUCGACCCAGUUGCCCCUCGCCACACAGCUAUUGCAAACGAGGACAUUGUCAAGGCGACUGUCAUUGGGGCUCCCGCUACCCCAUACACGGAAAAGCGUCAAAAACAUGUCAAGAAUACCGCUCUUGGCGAUAAAGUGGUUGCUUUUUCCUCGUCCAUUGUUCUCGAGCAGGUUGAUGCCAAGUCCUUCAGCCAGGACGAGGAGAUUACGCUAAUGAACUGGGGCAAUGCAAUUGUGCGCGCAAUCUCCACCGAUGGUUCUACCGACAAAGUGACGCAUCUGGAACUAGAGUUGCACAUGGCUGGUGACGUGAAGAAAACUGAGAAGAAGGUUACUUGGCUGUCUACUAAGGGCCAGACUCUGGUCCCCGUCGAGCUGGUCGACUUUGACUACCUGCUCAAGAAGGACUCACUGAAUGACGAUGAUAUCCUCGAGGAUGUUCUCAACUUCAACACAGAGUUUCGUGUGAGUGGGUUGGCCGAUUGCAAUGUCUCCGAGGUCAAUGUUGGCGAUGUCUUGCAAUUCGAUCGCAAGGGCUUCUACCGUGUGGAUCGGGUUCCUGCUCCCGGUGUCCCUGAUGUCUUUUUCAACAUUCCCACUGGAAAGCAGAAGUAG
Penicillium expansum is the source of this 2142-nucleotide messenger RNA. RefSeq names its product Glutamyl/glutaminyl-tRNA synthetase, class Ib. Gene Ontology annotation, molecular function: glutamate-tRNA ligase activity; ATP binding. Lineage: Eukaryota; Fungi; Ascomycota; Eurotiomycetes; Eurotiales; Aspergillaceae. The record is from RefSeq and is a predicted model, not a curated record. Gene Ontology annotation, cellular component: cytoplasm; methionyl glutamyl tRNA synthetase complex; cytosol. Gene Ontology annotation, biological process: glutamyl-tRNA aminoacylation; translation. The transcript has 11 exons. Bases 1 to 2142 code for a protein of 713 amino acids.